AUGCGAAUGUCUCGUGAGAAGAAAAGGCUGCCAAGCCCUUCGGCAACAAGAGCUAGAAUUCUUCGGAAUGGCAAAAAGACACCAAUCACGUCCGAACAACGCCAAAAGACGCCACAGAAGCCAAGCCCUCCUGAAAAUGCUCGGGCAGGAUCAGAGAUCGAGAUGAGUGUUGACGAUGGUGAGGCAUCUGAUUGCUCUGCAACGGCGAAUCCUUCCCAACCGAAUGUUGCAAAACAGGAAAUAAGAUUUGAAAUGGAGCCACCAAAGCGGAGAUUGCUUAACGACCUCACUGGCCUUAGUACAUUGCUGUCAGAGAGUGAGUCAGAUUUUCGUAAAAAUCGUACACCUUACCCAUCCCUCAAUAAUAAUGAGGAGGUUACUUGA
Molecule: messenger RNA, 384 nt
Organism: Cooperia oncophora
Lineage: Eukaryota; Metazoa; Nematoda; Chromadorea; Rhabditida; Trichostrongylidae
Source: the annotation of a GenBank genome assembly